UCCAGGCUUAUACUUCGGGACCCACGACGCAAAGCAGUUUGCAUCAAGCCCAGAAGGGAUCCGCAGCCUUGGGGCAUGGGUGGCCGAAAAUUGAGUGUGCUGGACCCGGUGGUGAUGGCUCGGAGGAGGGUUUCUCAAGCCAAGAGGGCAGAGAAGAAAAGAAAGGAGGAGGCAGACAAGCAGCGUGAACAAGCCAGAUUCCUGCCACCAAUUCAUGAGAGGUCUGAGGAGGAGCUGAAGAAACCAACACCUUCAGCUUAUCAACGGUCAUCCAUAAUCCCGGCUUGUUAUAAGGACACUCCACCAAUGAAAUAUUUCUGCCAAAUACUCAAGUGCACACGAGUUCCUACCCACAUCGUGAGAAAGGAGUAUGAUCAGAUGCUGAAGCGGAGAAUAAAGGACAAGUUGAAAGGCCAAAUGCCUACGAGCCUGAAGGCACCAAAGGGGUGGCAGCAAGUGCCACAGCAACCGAGGACAGCACAGAAAAAAUUCCUGCCACCAAUUUAUGAGGAAUCUGAGGAGGAGCUGAAGAAGCCAACACCUCCAGCUCAUGCAAAGCCUAGGACACCUGAGCACGGGGCUUUUGCUCAGGACACUUCAACACCGGGAGCGCGCUCUGUACGCGCUAAGAUAGAAGAAAGAAGGCUCCGCAUACUGAAGGCCCAUAAGAUGAAAAAUCUUGAGGCUGAAACAUGGAACCAAUAUGAUUCCACGCUUCAAAAGCUGAUGAUGGAGCACAAGCAGAAAAACUUUCACCAGCCGAUGGAGCAUGACCAACGUCCUUCAUUCCAACUGAGAAUGGAGUACAAUGAGAAGCUGAAGGAGAGGAUGAAUCAGAAUGACAAAGGCCAGAGCGGUGCGAGCCUGAAGGCACCAGAGGGGAGGCAGGAAGAGCCACAGCCCCUGAGGAGAGCACAGUCAGAAUUCCUGCCACCAAUUUAUGGGAGGUCUGAGGAGGAGCUGAAGAAACCAACCCCUCCUGCUCAUCCAAAGCCUAAGACCCCUGAGUGCCAGGAUAAUCCUCAGGACCCUCCAACAUCGAGGUGGCGCUCUGUGCGUGCUCAGAUGGAAGAAAGACGGUACAGAAUACUCAUGGCCCACAAGCGCACAGAGCUUGAAGAUGAAAUCGGUGGGGAAUAUGAUGCAAUCCUACGGAGUAGGAGCAGAGAGCGAAAACAGAACCCUGUCUACCACCUCCUGGAGGGUGACCAACGUCCUUCGAGCAUUGUAAGAAGGGAGUAUGACAAGAAGCUGAAGGACAGGAUGAAAGAGAAUGUCAAAGGCCAAAGCCCUGCAAGUAAGAAGGCACCAGAUGCCUCGAAGGAAGAGACAAAGCCAACGAAGGCAACACAGACAGAAUUCCUGCCACCAAUUCCUGGGAGGUCUGAGGAGGAGCUGAAGAAGCCAAAACCUCCAGCUUACCCACAGACUAAACCCCGUGAGCACCUGUCUUUUGCUGCUCAGAAAACAGCAACAUCGGGAGUGCACUAUAUGCGUGUUCUAACAGAGGAAAAACGGGAACAAGCGCUGAUGGCCCACAGGCUCAAAACACGACAAGCUGAAGCGUGGAAAGAAUAUGAUUCCAAGACGCAGAAGCUGCUCUUUGAACGAAGAAAGAACCCCAUCAACUCCUUGCAGAUGUGUGACCGACGUCCUUCCUUCCACAUGAGAAAAGAAUACGAUGAGAAGCUGAAGGAGAGGAUGAUGCCUGUCAGUGGCCGAAUAAAGAGUGCUGGUGCGGGCUGCCAGCUGGACUGA
Anas platyrhynchos (mallard) is the source of this 1758-nucleotide messenger RNA. The record is from RefSeq and is a predicted model, not a curated record. NCBI's taxonomy places the organism in Eukaryota, Metazoa, Chordata, Aves, Anseriformes, Anatidae.